Molecule: messenger RNA, 988 nt
Organism: Vigna umbellata (rice bean)
Lineage: Eukaryota; Viridiplantae; Streptophyta; Magnoliopsida; Fabales; Fabaceae
Product: tropinone reductase-like 3
Molecular function (GO): oxidoreductase activity
Source: RefSeq, a predicted model, not a curated record
UUGAUGGAAAUGUACCUUCCUUGUCUUUUAUCAGAUGGAACAGCAAUGGUUACAGUGCAAUAUGCUUGGUAAUUAACGACUGAUGAAGAACCAAAAAUGGUGGAGGAACUGUAGAUUGAAUGGACAUAACCUAUUUCUCAAUGUCAUACCAAUGUAAAGGCAAUUUCCUUCUCACAAUUCACAAACCAACCAUUCCCUCAGUGUUUCUGUUUCUGUCUUAAUGGAGAAGAUUAAACUUGGCAUGAGAUUUCAAGGUAAGGUGGCCAUUGUGACGGCUUCCACUCUGGGAAUCGGCUUUAGCAUAGCCCAAAGGCUUGGUUUGGAGGGUGCAUCUGUUGUCAUUUCUUCUCGGAAACAGCAAAAUGUUGAUAAGGCUGCUGGCAAACUGAGAGCUCAAGGAAUCGAAGUAUUGCCUAUUAUUUGUCACGUUUCAAAUGCACAACAAAGGAAGAAUUUGAUCGACAAAACUUUACAGAAGUAUGGAAAGAUAGAUGUCAUUGUGUCGAAUGCUGCCGUACAUCCUUCUGUAGAUCCCAUUUUGCAAACACAAGAAUCGAUCCUUGACAAGCUGUGGGAGAUAAAUGUCAAAUCCACCAUUCUUCUUCUCAAGGACGCAGCUCCUCACUUGAAGAAGGGUUCUUCUGUUGUACUCAUUUCCUCACUUGCUGCUUAUAACCCACCACCUACCAUGGCUAUGUAUGGAGUGACCAAAACAGCAGUUCUUGGACUUACCAAAGCUCUGGCAAGUGAAAUGGCGCCCAACACUCGAGUGAAUUGUGUUGUUCCUGGAAUUGUGCCAACUCAUUUUGUUGCACUUUAUACCUCUAAUGAUGCUAUAAGGAAGGAACUAGAAAGGACGACAUUGAUUGGAAGGCUUGGUACAGCUGAAGAAAUGGCAGCUGCUACAGCGUUUUUGGCGUCUGAUGAUGCUUCUUACAUAACAGGAGAAAAUCUCGUGGUUUCUGGGGGAAUGCCUUCCAGGUUGUAG